Rhincodon typus (whale shark) is the source of this 1596-nucleotide messenger RNA. Its product is annotated as putative nuclease HARBI1. The coding region runs from base 183 to 1379 and encodes 398 amino acids. The transcript has a single exon. Lineage: Eukaryota; Metazoa; Chordata; Chondrichthyes; Orectolobiformes; Rhincodontidae. The record is from RefSeq and is a predicted model, not a curated record.
GGGACACAACAGUGAGAAAACAAAAGAGACGCAGAGACACUAGGGAGGGAGAGAGAGAUCAGGGUCAGAGAGAGGGCAAAAGAAAGACAGACACUCGCUGGGGAAGAAGGGCAGGAGAAAGAGAGAAACGAGGUAGGGAGGCCGGAAUAAGGUGAGAGAAACGGGGUCUGGGGACAGCUUAGAUGGGGGCUGUCUUGGGAACUUUGAUCUGGCUGCACGAAGAGGAGGAGGAGGAGGAGCUGGAGCGGAGGCACCGAGAACAGCAGCAGCUACAACGCAAGCUGUCCGCCCAGAAGCGGGUGGUAGGAGCCAACAGGCGCUCGCAGGCCAAGGAAAGGACUCGGCGGAGGCUAUACCCUGCCAACCGGGUUUACCGGCCCCGGGUCACAUUCCUGGAGUUGUCUGAGGAGGAGUGUCUGAGGAGGCUGCGCUUCUCAAAGCAGGCGGUCAGUGAGCUGUGCAGCCUUCUGCAGCAGGACCUGAUGCCAGCCGGGCCUGGUGGCCAUGCCCUGCCAGUAGCUGUAAAGGUGACCACUGCCCUGAACUUUUUUGCUUCUGGCUCCUUCCAGGGGGCUGCCGGUGACAUCUCUCACAUCAGCCAGUCGGCGGUGCACAAGUGCAUUAAACAGGUUACCAACGCUCUGUUUGCCCGAGCCAAUGACUACAUCUGCUUUCCAAUGGAUGCAAGCAGUCAAGAUGACAGGGCGGCAGGAUUUUGUGCCCUAGCAGGCUUCCCCAGGGUACAGGGGAUCAUAGACUGCACUCACAUCGCCAUCAAGGCCCCAGACAAUCAGCCAGCAGCUUUCAACAGGAGGGGCUACUACUCCAUCAAUGUUCAGCUCGUUACAGACCAUUGUCAUCGAAUUAUGCAGGUCUGUGCCCGCUUUCCUGGCAGCUGCUGCGACGCCUUCAUCCUGCACCAGUCCACCAUCCCCCCACUCUUCAGCAGCUGCCAGAAUGUCAAAGGCUGGCUGCUCGGUGACAGAGACUACCCCCUCCACACGUGGCUGAUGACCCCACACCCCAGUCCCAGCACACCUGCUGAGCUGCGGUAUAACAAAAGCCAUGCGGCUACCAGGAGGGUCAUCAGGCGCACCAUAGGACUCCUGAAGCGGCGCUUUCGCUGCCUGGACCGGUCUGGUGGUCCUCUGCAGUACAGCCCACAGAGGGUCUCCCGUAUUGUGGUUGUCUGCUGCAUCCUGCACAACUUUGCUGUGCAGAGGGGACUGCAGCUGGAGGAAGAAGUGCCCGAAGACCUCUCCUCAUCUGAUGAGGAAGAUCUGGAUGAUGGAGAGGAAGGAAUGGAUGAGGAAAACACAAGUCAGCAGUUCAUAGCCCAGGAUGUGAGGAGUCAGUUCAUCACCCAGUGCUUCAGUUGAUUCACUUGGUUCCUCCCUCACUCAACUGAACAGUUCUCAGAACCUUCCAGUUCCCAUUUGUUAAUUUUCCAUGCUUGGAGCCAGGGAUCAGGUGUGUGCUGCACAGACAUUGCAUCCUCAGUGCCUGCUGUGAAGUCAGACUGCAGGGGCAUUCGCUGAUGCAAAUCAGUGACUUAUUUAAUGGCGAAUGCAAUAAAAGCCUCAACAUUAUUUCUCA